GAAGCAAAAGCCCACACACAUUCAUCCUUGGCGCGAGAACAGAGAUCCUCGAAUGGCAUCGGUUGCUCCUCCCUCUUCUUCCGUUGGUUAGUGGGUAGUUCGUUUGGUUGGUUGGCCUGUGGGUCCCACAAUUCUAGGCCCCGAGAUGGAAUGAGAGCCAGCCCAACUUUGGAGUUAGUCUUGGUGAACAUUGGGACCGUCAAGGUCUUUACCAAGCAUGAAUUGGCAAUUGAAGACAUCAUGGAAAGUGCUGGUUUUAUUAUUAGCCCUCCAAGUUGCGUCAUUCCUGCCUGAGACAGCCAGAGGUUACGCAAUCGAUGAUGAUGGGCGUAACCCAAGGAGUGGCGACGAGAAUCCACAGCCUUACUAUGAAGACCCAUUGGACGAGUUUUCGAUCAAUGGGUACCCACAAAUCGGACCUUUUGGCGACGAUUAUCUAUCCCAACCAGAUAAUCAUUAUGACUACUUUGAAGACAAGGAUGGCCCAAUCUCGUCCGAAGAGGAAUCAGCUGAAUCAGCUGAACAUCCAGGCUCGCCGCUCAUGUUGGAAAACCACACCGAUGACGAGGGCUCCUCUGCAGAGGAUCUAAAAACGGUUCAAAAGCGCUCGUUUAUGUCCUCUUGGUUUCCCCCCAAAUUCGUCCCUUCAAAGGAAAAGUUCAGAAGGAGCGGGCGGUACAGCAUGUUUCCCAAUGAGUUCGUCAAGAGGCGGCUUUGCAUUCGGCCAACAAUGAGCUGCAAUCUAAGACCGAACUCGUGUUGUCCAAGCACGACUUGUCGGUGCAACUUGUGGGGACAGAACUGCAGAUGCCUUCGUAUGGGAUUGUUUCAAAGGUGGGGAUAGAGCACUAUGAACCCAACAAUCAAAGCCUCUUGAUGAAGAUCAACAAUACCUCGCCCAAUCAAUUGGCCUUUCUUCCCAAGGUCAUAGAACUGAAAAAGAACAACUUGAAGAGGCCAUCUUAGGGUUGGGGAAUGAAGAUCGACUAGCUUUCAUUUUGUAGAGUAAACUUUAAUGUUUUGUUAAUUCUAUAUCUCCACCGAAAGAAAGAAAACCUCUGGGUUAUCUUUACCUUCAAACCCUCUGAACAAUGAUGAGUGAAUGUAGGCGGGUUCAGCUAUCGAUUCUAGGAGACACAAAGCUAGGGAUGGGCCAGAGUUCUGGUUCAAGCUCUAUAUUGGACAGUCAAGUCUCAGCUCUGACUAAUCCCUAGCCACUUGAUUCCAAUAUUCGAUAGCUGACCUUGUCGUUACUGAGUGAGCUUGAUUUUGCACACUUUGAGCUUUAUCCUUUCGGUAUUUACCGAAUAGUAUCGUUCAAUGGUGACAUAUCAAGACACACCGCCGUGUUAUUUUUCCAUAUACUAUAUUUAUUGUUGUGAAAUGAAUCUUUCUUGUUAUGCCA
Molecule: messenger RNA, 1405 nt
Organism: Tigriopus californicus
Lineage: Eukaryota; Metazoa; Arthropoda; Copepoda; Harpacticoida; Harpacticidae
Exons: 6
Coding region: 218-844 (208 amino acids)
Cellular component (GO): extracellular region
Molecular function (GO): ion channel inhibitor activity
Source: RefSeq, a predicted model, not a curated record